AUGUUAAUUGGCCUCACAAUGACAAGCCCAUUACGAAAAGGUCAACUAAAUCAGAAGGAGACUUCUGGAGGUGACGAAAGAAAUGUGGAAAACAAUGGGAGGAGGAAGUUCAGUCGAGGAACUUCUGAGUACUUAACAAAUCAGACUUUCGUCGAGAAAGUAUCUGUUGAUGAUGAUUCGUCGAAAGAGGAUAUUGAUCCUGAUGUCAUUAUUGUUGAGGAGGAGGAAGACAGUGAUCUUGAUGUUGUUAUCGCUGCGGAGGAAGAGGAGGUGGAGACUGAACCUGAUGUUGUUAACGUUGCGGAGGAGGAAAAGUUGGAGGAGGAUAAAGAAGACGAGGAAAAUGAGAGUGAUCCUGAUGUUGUUAUUGUUGAGGAGGAGGAGAGUGAUCCUGAUGUUGUUAUUAUUACGGAAAAGGAGGAUGAGCAGUUGGAGAGUGAUCCUAAUGUUGUUAACGUUACAGAGGAGGAGGUGGAGACUAAACUUGAUGUUGUUAACGUUGUGGAAGAGGAAGAUGAGGAGAAGGAGAGUGAUCAUGAUGUUGUUAUGGUUACGGAGGAUGAUGAGGUGGUGGUGGAGAGUGAUCCUGAUGUUGUUAACGUUACGGAGGAGUAG
This is a messenger RNA of Solanum stenotomum, 615 nucleotides long. RefSeq names its product protein Ycf2-like. The transcript has 2 exons. Bases 1 to 615 code for a protein of 204 amino acids. NCBI's taxonomy places the organism in Eukaryota, Viridiplantae, Streptophyta, Magnoliopsida, Solanales, Solanaceae. The record is from RefSeq and is a predicted model, not a curated record.